This is a messenger RNA of Syngnathus acus (greater pipefish), 1767 nucleotides long. RefSeq names its product nuclear mitotic apparatus protein 1-like. Gene Ontology annotation, molecular function: microtubule binding. The coding region runs from base 167 to 1585 and encodes 472 amino acids. Lineage: Eukaryota; Metazoa; Chordata; Actinopteri; Syngnathiformes; Syngnathidae. The record is from RefSeq and is a predicted model, not a curated record. Gene Ontology annotation, cellular component: spindle pole; spindle microtubule; centrosome. The transcript has 10 exons. Gene Ontology annotation, biological process: establishment of mitotic spindle orientation.
UGUGAGUCAUUACAAUGACAAGAAACAGCUUCUCCAGGAGAGCCAAGAGGAAGUGGCCAAGCUGAAGCACACCCUGGAAGUAAAAGAGCGGGAAGUGAACGCCAGUGGUACGGAGCUCAAAUUGCUCCAGCUGCAAUUGGAAAAGGCUCAAAGCAAGGAAAAGGACAUGCUGAGCAAGCUGGCCCGUUUGGAGGCACAGGCGGCCUUUUCUGACUUCAACCUGCAUGCACACAAUCAAAUCCACGACCGUCAAGGAGAAACAUCGGAGAUGUGUUACCUGGAACUUCCGGACUUGCACGCAAAUGUUCACAAAGUGGAGCCAGAGAGAAUGAUGAGCUCAGACAGUCUCGACCAAAGCUCCCUCGAAGACUCGCUGAACAGCACAAGGAAGCUUUCGGCGCCUGGUGAAUCGAGCACGCCACUUGUCCGUAGUUCUGAAAGACUGGCGGCCAAACGUCGUGGUCUGAAGGCAGAGUCACUGGAAACUCUUUAUUUUACACCAAUAAAGACAAGACACAUCCACAGAGCAACUGCGGAAAUCAAAACAAGAAAGGAUCUCCCCUGCUUAAAUCCAUCGUCUGUGAAAAGACAGCGGACGACACGGGUUAUAAACGUAACCAUGACAAAGAAAACUCCAGGUGGCGUUGAACAUGAUGAGACGUUCUACAGCCUGGCUUCAGCUCAAUCGCAGCCCAACCUCUCCGGUGCCCGUGGCGCACGCCCUGCGUUCAUGGAGCUCUCCGACACGCCGGCGAAAAUGACCGGAGCUGUCAGCGACCAGCUCAGCGGUCUUCCUGGUUCUCGGCGGAGCACGAUCCAUUCGCAGACCACAAGUAUGUUUUGCGUCGGGGCAGUGAACGAGCCAGAAGGUGCGCCUGAUGAUUGGAUGAGGAUUGCUGAGCUCCAGGCCAGGAACAAAGCCUGCCUUCCUCAUCUCAAGAGCAGCUAUCCUGUCGAGUUUGAGACUGGCUUCAAGACCGCGCUAACGUUCACCGACGAAGAUGUCCGGACUGGUGACCCAACGGAGACCAUUCGUCGAGCAUCCGUCAUGCCGGGCCACCUGCAAGAAUCCGUCGCUUCACAUCGCCUCUCCCUUGUGGCGCCACACUCGAGUAGCACAUCCAGCGUCCGCUCUCACCGUCUGGCCAGGAUGGCGGGCUACCCACCAUCUAAAUCGGUCAGCUCGUCUCAGCUGAGAUGCUCAAAGAGGUCUGCGUCCACGUUGUCUGCUACUCAGACUUCACCCGAGGUUGACCGCAGGCAGUCCAUGAUGUUCACCAUCGACAACACCCCUAAGAACAGCACCAACUACUUCAAAAGAGGCCUGAAUAAACUCCGUAGCUCCACCUGCAAGUCACCAGGCAAAACCUCCAAGAAAUCUCCUGCGAAGACCACGCACAAAGAUAAUAAACCGGUCCCCACUUCUCGUGCUGUGGCGGGUCGAGCGGGCCGAGAGCGAAGCUUCAAGUCACCCCAAGUGGUCUACAAAGAGAACAAGACGUCUCGAACUUUUGACAAGUCUCCACGGUUAACGGAAAGCGCUCGAAUGAGUCCGUCCAUUACAAAAAUCUUCCUGGAAGAAUGACAAGGUCUAUGAUCAAUGAAAAUGAUUUGCCUGCUGCUUUUAGUUUCCUGUACUUGUUGUGGCAUCUGGUGGUUGGUUCACAAUAACAAACUGGUGAUCAAGUUACUGCGUGUAAGUGGUUCUUACAUGAUAGUGCUAUUUAAAUUUUGUGCACCUGUUUUUUUAUGCAUUCUAAUUACCGU